GCACGAGUCUGCGUGAGAAAAGGGGGGUGUGGCGUGAGAGCGUGAGAAUUGCGUCAAUUGCGUGAGUCUCACGCUGAAUGCGUGAGAGUUGGCAGCCCUGAGCUUACGUCUUUUAAAUCUGGUCUGAAUAACACAAUUGAUCUCUAUCUGGCAAAAUACAUUCACUUUAUAAACUUGUUUUACUUUGAAACAUGAAAAUUUUAAAUUCAGAUGAGUUAAAAAUAGCGGAGACUACUUUAUAUGCACAUCUGCCUAAAUCCAUAAAGGUGUAUGGAUUUGUUUUUGCUAUGAAUAAAGGGAAACCACACACUUUGGAGGUAUUGGUGGAUACGUGGCCAGCUUUUACCACCAUCAUUGUUCAACCAGAUCCAAAUAAUAAUCGAGCAAAGGACUUUAGAAAGAAGGUGACUCUAUACAGCACUGAUGAGGAAGUCCUGAGAAGAAUGUUGACUGUGGAAAAUGCAGUUGACUGGAGCACAUACUUCCUACUAGGAGGAUGUGAUGUACGUCAUUCACCAAUGCUGAAGGAAAUUGCUGCUUCCUGGGGUAUCAAUAUGAAAGGGUAUACCUUGGUGCACCUUAUGACAUUAACUGAUCCCAAUCAUUUACCUGAGCUCAUUACCAGUGACCUUGAGCCCAGAAUGUCUGUCCUCAAUGAGUCACAUGCCGAUGUAGUUAACAACACUUGGAAAUUUGGUGGGGAUGACAAAGGUUAUAGGAACAUCCUGAAUCUCAUUAGGCAUUACCCCACAUUCUGCAUUACGGAUGAGAACAACCAGCCUGUGUCUUGGGUGCUGUUGUAUGAUUAUUGUGCCAUGGGGAUUUUGUACACUCAGCCAGAGCAUCGUGGGAAAGGCUAUGCCAAAGCCCUGAUCACCACAAUGGCAAAGAGGCUCCAUUCUCAGGGCUAUCCGGUGUACUGUUUUAUUGAAGAAUCCAAUCUGCUUUCCUACAAACUUUUUCAAAGCCUGGGUUUUACAGAGGACCCCUCUUAUAGGGCUGCCUGGUAUGAAUUCAGUUGUUAGUGUGUAUACUCAUCAGUACUCCUGUUUGAUAGGGGAAAAAAAAUCAUGAAAUCAAAAUGGACAAUUCUGGGGGUAUUUAUAUACCAGCCUUAAGAAGGUAAUAUUUAAAUGUUGUGAAAUAAAUCUCAAGACACUAUUAUUAUGCUUACAGAGAAAUACAAAAUGUUGUCAAAAUUUGUGUGGCUGCAGUAUCAUCUUAAUACAUAAUUUUGUAGGGAAUAUCUAUAAUAAUUUUCUUUGUAAGGUGGGAUUCUGUUUGCUAGGGUUAAGUUAGGUUUUUUUUCCUCCAAAGGUAAAAUUAGUUAACCCACUGGCACACCUUACUCCACAACUACCAUUUUUUAGAAGAAAACCAUAUAUUUGUAUUAUUUUUAGGUGGGCAAGGCCUACUUUUUACACAUUUAUCCAUGCAAUUUUGUUUAAUCCUAAAUUUAACUUAUGCAUAGAGUGUUUUCACAAUGGGUCUUCAAUCAGCCAUAUUGGCGGCACUAAAUGUAAACAGUGCCACUGAACCAAACAAAACUCGCAUAUUUUGCUGAUUAUUACUGCUGAAAAUGGUCAAUUAUUGACGCGUCGUGAAAACACUAUACAUAAGUAAAAUUAGGAUUAAACCAAAUUGCAUGGACAAAUGUGUAAAAAGUAGGGCUAGCCUAUAUACAAAUAUGUUUUGGAAUGUACUAAUCGGUCGGAUGGGGGAAAAAUUGGAGUACUAUAGACUGCUAAAAGUUAUAACAAAUCAAGGAGAAGAGUGCAAAAAACUGUCUGAGGAAAAAAAGGUGUGUGUGGUUGGCCAAACUGAACCAGGAUUUCCAGGGCAAGAAUCUUGACAACAUUCAUGUUUGUGCUUAUUUCCGCUCAGGUAGGUGAAAUAUUAGGCUAAUAAUCUUAAUUAAUACUGCUCUUAUGUAUCUUUACAAACUAUUAACUUUAGUUUGUCAAAAUAUUGCACCCCUUCUUGCUUACUAAGUCCUCCUCUAUAUGAUUUUCAGCUUCCACAUGGUUUUUGCGUGAUUUAGACAGCAUAAAUUGCUGAACAACAUAUUUAGUAGUACAUUACUCGUGUAAUCCAUGCUGUUGUUUACAUCCGUGUAUCGCCAAUAUGGCCGCGCAUCCGGGUAACUGACCAAAUCGUGAUGUAAGUGCAAACCAGUGAUUGCGCUGGCGCCUCCAUGUCCUGCAAAGCGCGCCUCAGCUUCCCCUCUCCACACAAAUGAUUGGAGAUGUGCCUAAUAGCACACAUUUAUAGGUUUAAAGAUUAUAACAUUGUUUUAUAGUUUAACUGUUUUAAAUCUAUUGAUUUUAUUUUAGGCAAGUCGUGAUGAUUUGAGAAGGCAAAAUUGAUCGAACAGACUAUGAUCAGUCCUCCGCUGGCCGCUUGGUCGUUACUUUAAAAAAAAAAAAAACUUGCAUUUAACAAACAAAAAAAAAAAUGAUUUAAACGUUUUUCUAAAUUAACUUAAUAAAAAACGAAAAGAAAAUUUAAUCACGUUGCCAUUACAUAAAAACUGAACCAUUUUAAUAGCUGAAACAGUAGUAUAAGCUAUUUUGUGAGAAGAGGGGGAAAAAGACAGGCUCGGAAAAGCUGUCGGAGAAGGGCCGCACUGUUCAAGCAGGUGCGCGCUGCGCGUAUCACGCUGAAACCAUUAACGCGCGCAUUUGCUAAAAUUAAUUCUGCCUUGCUGUCCCUGAACAGUUAUUUGUUUUUAAACCACAAUGCUUGUCCACUGUUUCCACAACUUCCACUCCAUCAUCAGCUUGGCUACUAAAAUAACUUAGCUGGGGAUUUGACUAACUAACUCAGCCAGUUGUCAGUUGCAGCACUCAUUAUCCCCCUAAACCAGACCUGGGCAAACUCGGUCCUGGAGGACCGGUGUCCCUGCAGAGUUUAGCUCAAACCCUGAUAAAAGUCACCUGUUUGUAACUUUCUAGUAAACCUGAAGACACUGAUUAGCUUGUUCAGGUGUAUUUAAUCAGGGUUGGAGCUAAACUCUACUGGGACACCGGCUCUCCAGGACUGAUUCUGCCCAGGCCUGAAGUUAAAAGUAUUUUAGAGUAAAGUCAUCAUUUUCAGCACACAACAUAAAUGUGAUUUUAAGAAAUCUGUGUAGAUAUUAAUGUUACUGAGCUUUCUGCUGCUGUGCCAGAUGUGAAUACUGAUGUAACUGUCUUAUUGUUGAUGGCCCACUUUAAAAGAAGCAGAGGAUUUGUUGUUCCUUUUAGCCAAUGUAAGUUUUUUUUUUUUUUUUUUUUUUUUUUUCCCAUUUGUGUAAUUGACAACUGAUAAUUUCUAAAACUGACACUUAGAAAAAGUGUGCGUGUGUGUGUGUGUGUGUGUGUGUGUGUGUGUGUGUGUGUGUGUGUGUGUGACAACAACAACAACAACAACAACAACAACAAUUGCAGCAGAUGCAAAGACCAGGCUUUCACUACUCUGAUCAUGCUUGGUAAGAUCUUUUAGUACAUGAUUUGGGAUGGUUUUUAAAAAUAAACCUUUUGUCACACUUUAUUCAUGGCUCUCU
Molecule: messenger RNA, 3544 nt
Organism: Labeo rohita (rohu)
Lineage: Eukaryota; Metazoa; Chordata; Actinopteri; Cypriniformes; Cyprinidae
Product: glycine N-acyltransferase-like protein 3
Exons: 5
Coding region: 192-1025 (277 amino acids)
Cellular component (GO): mitochondrion
Molecular function (GO): glycine N-acyltransferase activity
Source: RefSeq, a predicted model, not a curated record